AUGCUCGCGCCGCCGCUGAACAUCCCCAAGUGGCUGAAGGAGAACGGUCACCUCCUCCAGCCGCCUGUGAACAAUAAAUGCAUCUAUGACGGCGGCGACUUCACGGUGAUGCUGGUCGGCGGGCCUAACUCGAGGAACGACUAUCACCUGAAUGAGACAGAGGAAUGGUUCUACCAGCUCAAGGGCGCCAUGACGCUCAAGGUCAUUGACAACGCAAAGGUCGGCGAGCGGGUCAAAACGAAAGAGGGUUUGGAGGCGGUCGCCGUAACGGGAGGCGAGUUCCGCGAAAUCACGAUUGACGAGGGCGAGAUGUUCUUGCUUCCGGGGAACACGCCUCACAACCCCUGCCGAUACGCCGACACUGUGGGAAUCGUGAUUGAGCGAGUAAGACCUGGAACUGCUGUCGACCGGCUGCGAUGGUACUGCCAGAACCCAGAGCAUGCUUCGCCAACCAUCAUUCGCGAGGUCUCGUUCCACUGCUCAGAUCUCGGCACGCAGCUCAAGCCGCUCAUCAACGAAUGGAUGACCAAGGCUGAGCUGAGGGUUUGUCCCGAGUGCGGGAAGGAGGCGGAGGCGAAGUGA
Messenger RNA from Rhodotorula toruloides NP11, 582 nucleotides. RefSeq names its product 3-hydroxyanthranilate 3,4-dioxygenase. Gene Ontology annotation, cellular component: cytoplasm. Gene Ontology annotation, molecular function: 3-hydroxyanthranilate 3,4-dioxygenase activity; iron ion binding. Bases 1 to 582 code for a protein of 193 amino acids. Gene Ontology annotation, biological process: quinolinate metabolic process; 'de novo' NAD+ biosynthetic process from L-tryptophan. The transcript has 7 exons. The record is from RefSeq and is a predicted model, not a curated record. NCBI's taxonomy places the organism in Eukaryota, Fungi, Basidiomycota, Microbotryomycetes, Sporidiobolales, Sporidiobolaceae.